CAGCAAGCAACCCGACCCAACUCUAGCCUCACUUUCCCUUUCUUCUCUUUGUUCUCCACUACCCUACCCAGCCGCUGCCCGGCGCCCGACCAGCGAUCCAUCGGACCACCACCACCACCAGUCUUUCCAAGCAACGGAGCAAGACAGCACGCUGCUCGCACGGCCAGCACUCCACCGGACCACCACCACCCAUCUCGCCGACCGAACCAGCGCGGCCGCGCCCAAUCCCGACUCGGGCGGAUCUCUCUCUCUCUCUUCCAAUCUCUUCAAGGUUGUACUUAACUUGGUUUAGAGGAACAUUAUGGCUAGCACAGCAUGUUUUAUUAUCGUCAGUAGGAAUGACAUUCCAAUAUAUGAAGCUGAAGUGGGCUCCACAGUUAAGAAAGAAGAAGCUGCUCAUCAGCACCAAUUUAUCUUACAUGCGGCCUUGGAUAUUGUUCAGGACCUUGCAUGGACCACAAGUGCUAUGUUCUUGAAGGCAAUGGACCGGUUCAAUGAUCUAGUGGUGUCCGUAUAUGUUACUGCAGGUCAUACUAGAUUGAUGCUACUUCAUGAUUCUCGCAACGAGGAUGGGAUAAAAAGCUUUUUCCAAGAGGUCCAUGAGCUUUAUAUAAAGAUUAUUCUGAAUCCUCUAUACUUACCAGGAUCUCGCAUCACAUCAUCACAUUUCGACACAAAAGUUCGAGCCCUUGCAAGGAAAUAUCUGUAGCUGUUCAUUCGGUUGCUUUAAAUGUUGAGGUCAUGAUCCUUUUGAAUGGGAUCUUUUGGCUGUUUGGAUGUACAAGUGAAUCCAAUUGUGAAUUAAGUGGAGAUGACAAAAAAAAAGUAUGAUGUUUCCUACCAUACAUGAUGAAACGUAACCCUCAAAUUUCAGUUCCUUGCCUUCUAUGUCCAUCUUGAAAUUGAUGUAUUUUCCAUUCAGAGCCCAGACCCUCCAUAUGAAUGCUAGAGAAGGGAAUUGCAACUUUCUUCUCCCCACUUCAUAAGACUAAUGAUUGCAGCUCAAUUAGACAAUGCACCCAAAUGUUGCUUGUAUUUUAGUUGUUUCCCAUGUUUCUAGUGAUGAGGACAAUCAGCUGUUGAAUGGUUAGUUAUUUGUUCACAUGA
Magnolia sinica is the source of this 1107-nucleotide messenger RNA. RefSeq lists its product as uncharacterized. Gene Ontology annotation, biological process: endoplasmic reticulum to Golgi vesicle-mediated transport. The record is from RefSeq and is a predicted model, not a curated record. Gene Ontology annotation, cellular component: TRAPP complex; nucleus; cytoplasm. The transcript is spliced from 6 exons. NCBI's taxonomy places the organism in Eukaryota, Viridiplantae, Streptophyta, Magnoliopsida, Magnoliales, Magnoliaceae. Bases 302 to 709 code for a protein of 135 amino acids.